GCGGGGGGCUCCCGGGCCCGGCGUCUCGCGAGAGGCAGCAGCGGCGGAGCCCGGCUAGCGGCGGGACGGGGCUAGGUAGCAGAGGCAGGAGGCGAGAAAGGCUGCGCUGCCCGGGCGAGAGGCUCCCGGUCUGCAGCACCAUGCUGAGUCCCAAGCCUCACUCUGCAAGCCGGAGGUGAAUGCAGGUGCAAGCCAGCUAUCGCAGUAGGUGUCAGGAUGACCAAAGCGCGGCUCCUCCGUCUCUCUGUGGUGCUGGUCUCCGUCUUCAUGAUCCUCCUAAUCAUUGUGUACUGGGACAACGUAGGGACAGCUCACUUCUACCUGCACACGUCCUUCUCCAGGCCUCAUUCCUCAGGAGCCAUCCCUGGUAUCACGGCAGGUGAAGGCUGGGAAACCCUGCCAGAUGUGGAUGAGUUUUUGGCAAAGCUGCUCAGUUCGAGCCUGAAGCAGAAUAGCUCUGUUCCUCGAAAGCCAGAGCAGCUACUCGUCCAGGGCUCCAGCAGGCCUGUGGUGAGCAAUCUGGAGGAGAACGUGCGAGGCUACGACUGGUCGGUGCACAAUGACAAGAACAGCUUGGACCAAGAGAAGCUGCAGGUCGAGAGGCAGAGAACGCUGCGAGAGUUUUGUGCCAAUUCCAGCCUGGCCUUCCCCACCAAGGAGCGCUCCUUUGACGACAUCCCCAACUAUGAGCUCAACCACCUGAUCGUGGACGACCGCCACGGCAUCAUCUACUGCUACGUCCCCAAGGUGGCCUGCACCAACUGGAAGCGGGUGAUGAUUGUGCUAAGCGAGAGCCUGCUGGACCAGGGGGUGCCCUACCGGAACCCUCUGGAUAUCCCCCGAGAGCACGUCCACAACACCAGCACCCACCUGACCUUCAACAAGUUCUGGCGCCGCUACGGGAAGUUCUCGCGGCACCUCAUGAAGAUCAAGCUGAAGAAGUACACCAAGUUCCUGUUCGUGCGGGACCCUUUCGUCCGCCUCAUCUCCGCCUUCCGCAGCAAGUUUGAGCUGGAGAACGAGGAGUUCUACCAGCGCUUUGCCAUCCCCAUGCUGAAACUCUACUCCAACCGCACCAACCUUCCCACCUCUGUGAGGGAGGCCUUCGAGGCGGGCCUCAGAGUCUCCUUUUCUGACUUCAUCCAGUACUUGCUGGAUCCCAGGACAGAGAAGAUGGUCCCCUUCAAUGAGCACUGGAGGCAGAUUUACCGCCUGUGCCACCCGUGCCAGAUAGACUACGAUUUCAUCGGGAAGCUGGAGACGCUGGAUGAGGAUGCUGCUUAUUUACUGCAGCUCCUCAAAGUGGACAGACUGCUUCACUUCCCCCCCAGCUACCGGAACAGGACUGCCAGCAGCUGGGAAGAUAACUGGUUUGCCAAAAUCCCGCUGGCUUGGAGGCAGCAGCUCUAUAAGCUUUACGAAGCAGAUUUUGUACUUUUUGGCUACCCCAAGCCAGAAAACUUGCUUAAAGACUGAAUGGGAUUGGGGGGUGGGUGUGGGAGGGAACAUCUGACAUACCAAAAAUGUUUAAAGCCUUCUCAUUUUUUGCUCUUAACUCCUUUUUCCCCACGCAGGUUGGUACAAUGGAAUAUAUUUUUUCUACUACUUCCCUUUCCAUGUUUGCAAUAAUGCCAGAGUCCAGGGGUGCUCCCAGCCAGCUGU
Messenger RNA from Dryobates pubescens (Downy woodpecker), 1662 nucleotides. It is a transcript of the gene CHST12, whose product is annotated as carbohydrate sulfotransferase 12. NCBI's taxonomy places the organism in Eukaryota, Metazoa, Chordata, Aves, Piciformes, Picidae. Gene Ontology annotation, cellular component: membrane. The record is from RefSeq and is a predicted model, not a curated record. The transcript is spliced from 2 exons. The coding region runs from base 217 to 1476 and encodes 419 amino acids. Gene Ontology annotation, molecular function: sulfotransferase activity. Gene Ontology annotation, biological process: proteoglycan biosynthetic process; carbohydrate biosynthetic process.